CGACCGCGCGACGAAGCGUGCUUUGCGACUCGGAGCGCGGUUCACUCCGGUUCAGUGCGGCGAAGUUGGCCGAUAGGCGUGCGUGUGCGCGUCCUGCAGGUCCUGCACUCGCGAAGUUGGAGAUCGAAAAGACGUUCGGCCGGAAAGGGUAGAAUUGUGGCGCGUGUAGUUUACACAUUUCUACUGAAUUCUCUGAUUCCCGGCUAAUCCCGGUCCCGGUUAUCAAGAUUCUGCGACACACGUUCCGUGCGAUCAGGAGGAUGACGACGGCGGUUGACAAGGAAGAAGCGCGGAAGCGCCUGACGCCGCUGCAGUGGCAUGUGACGCAAGAGAAGGGCACGGAGAGGCCGUUUACCGGUUGCUACAACAAGUUCUACGAAAAGGGAACGUACACCUGCGUCGUGUGCGAACAAGAACUGUUCUCCUCGGACACCAAAUACGACAGCGGAUGCGGUUGGCCUGCAUUCAAUGAGGUUCUGGAUCAAGGCCGCAUCAAACUGACCAAAGACACCUCUCAUGUCGGCGGCAAUCUACUACUGCUGAUCGCAAACCCAGAUAUGGUGCGGACCGAGGUGACCUGUUCGAAAUGUGAUGCACACCUGGGGCACGUGUUCAACGACGGGCCGAAGCCUACGAGGAAGCGUUUCUGCAUCAACUCCGCCUCCAUAAGCUUCCACUCGGCGGGAGAGGAGAAAUCUACGUAAAAUCAGCAUGCGCGUUUAUUACAUUCUAUAUUUUACUAUAUAAUAUUUAUAUAACGAGAGUUAUAAGUCUCGUGUUAUAAAUGUUAAAAUACCUCCGUUUUAUUUAUGUGUUGUAAAAAGAAAUAAAGUAAUAAUAAUUAUCGCCGAGAUAAAUAGGCUGUCUGUAAAGUGAAUUUAUUAUUAUAGAGAAUAUUUAACGUUUUAUUACUGCUGACGAUGUGCUUUUACCAAACGUUUCUACGUUGUUUACUACAUGCGAUUGAUUGUAACGUUCGAUUGUAUAUGAUUUUCGUAAUAUAUUCGCAAAAAUACUCCUUUCUAUAUUAAAGCGUCUACGCAAGUUAAGAAAUAUACUGUUGAUGCGACUAUAAAGCGUUUCCGACCGACAUUUCACUCGCGACGAGAAACUAAUUCCGUACUAUCAGUUCUCUUGAAUCUCAUUGUGUACUCUCUACUUUCGAUAUUACAAACGUACAUGUACAUAUCCGUAUCAAAGUGUAAAAAAGUAUAGCACCCACGCAGGAUGUAUGUAUAUCACAUGAGAAAGCGUGAUACUGGACAGAUUGAUAGAAACGUCUAAUUGAGAUAUUAUUUUUUCAAUGAACGCCAUAAUAUGUAAAUAUUCUACCUAUUCUAACUUAAUAUAUUAAAUGAAGAACAAAAUAUAGCAGUCAUCAUUUCUCGUUCCUCUUACUCGUAAACAUUAGGCAGGACAGGAUGUUUUGUAUGAAGAAGAGAACAUGUUUGUUAUAAAAUGUUUCCUUAUAUUGUAACGUUUCAAAACAAACUGAAAGGUGUUAUAAUACAAUAUACGCAAAAUUCUAGGCGUUAUUUUUACAAUUCAUUAUUCCCUUUCUGUUUUUUUUUGCAUUCCCUCGCCUUUUGAAAUUUUCAUCAGCAUAAAAAUUUCACAUUUCUUCCUGAGAGACCAGAUUUCUGUCGAAUGGUUUCCGAUAGCGAUAAAUGCUUUUUUUUUCUUACAAAAGUUAAAGUCGGAUGAACCUUCCAUCAUCAGGGAAGGAUCAAAAUCGAAGAUUUCCUUUUUUUUCAAUCUGCAGUAAAAUAGCGACUUUAUUACUAUAGGCCUACUUCUUUCUUUCGCUCGGAGAUCACAAAGCAUUUUCAAAAACAUCGUAAAAUGCUACAGUAAAACAUGCAUACACACAUUUAACAUGAUUCGCGUAUUAGGAACCUAUUUUUAAGAAUCUAAAAUGACGAUAAAAAUACACGUGGCGCACAUAGCGGAUUAUUAAAUGCAAUUGGAACGAUCAUCAAGAUAUGAAUGCGCAAACGGAUGCAAAGUUGCCAGCAUUUUCGCGUUGUAUUAAAAGAUUCUUCGCCUGCCCGUAUUUUUCUCAGAGCUUCUCGUACAUUUUUCUAUACGUUUGCGAUGCGUUUCUAUUCGUUUGUCAAUGUCAAAAAUAAUGAGUACUUUCGUAGUGCAUCACUUAUUAUUAUUACGAUAAGGCAUGUCUGGUACAAUUUUUGUACUUUUGUUCGCACGAUAAAAGGAUCAUACUGUUAUCACAGCGAACGUGUCUACAUGCUAAGAUGCGCUUCAAUCGGGUUGUGCGUCGAUAGGGGUAAUAAUUUUUUGUGCAGGCAGUUUUGCAUCUCGCGCGACCUGAUUUGCAAAUAAAAAAAAAUUAUAAACGUUAAUAGCUGCUAAUAGCUGUUAAAAUAACUAUCGCGAAAAAAAUAGCGGAAAGAUGAAGGUCCCCAGUAAACAUCACCUAAAAACUCAACAAUGUAAUUUAUGUAACACAAAUGUUACAUUAUGUUGUUGAGUUUGAAAUUAUAACACUGAUGUCAUGUUACUUUAAUUGAUGUUUGCUGAGUCUCUAUCGCUCCGAGAUAUUUGUGAAAAUGCAGGACUCCGCGUCUUUUAAUGUUUCUGAUCGUUAACUGUAACCCUGGAUCGCAUCAUUAUCUUUUUUUUUUACACACUCAUACUUUUCUUUCGUUAAUACUAAGACGUGCGCAAGUUACUUUGUCUCUUAACUUGUCAUUAGACCGAUUUUAGAGACGGACGCCGAAGCAGAGAUUAAUGUCGAACAAUAUUUGCAAUACACAUUCGCGGAAUACUGAAGGAGCACGAAUUUAUAAUUUAUAUACUCUAUUUAUAUAGUCCCUGAUUCUGUUUAAAGAUGCGUCUCGCAUUAAGUUCCUUCGGUAUACCAGCCCUAAAUUCGGUCAUAAGCGUUGAUACAAACUGAGCUGCUUCUUCUCCCUAUCUCGAUCAAGUACAGUCAGACAUUAUAAAAAUCUAAUCAGGCUUUUUCAAAAGAUGAUACUACAAAAAAAAGGAGAAGAAAACAAUAAAAACUCGUCGAAUAUUGAAUAUACCUUAUCAUACGAUUUCUCGUUAUCAAAUAAUAUACGGGUUUCAUCUUUUCUUCUUCUUGUUUCAUACGCAAUAUAAGUGUAUCGUUAAUUUCUCGAUUUAUAACUAUCAUAUUUAUAUUCUCACAAAGUUUGAGUUAAUAUUAAUUUAUAUAUGAGUCCUAUACAUAUAUGUAUAACAAAAAAUCUCGUCGAUCGACCUAUCCAUCCACCGCGCGAAAACUGGAAGUGCGUGCCUCUCACAAACUCUCGAAAGGAAAAAAGAAUAACCUCGAAAUUGGAAUUAAUUAUUAAUUCGGAAUAGAAUGCGAAUAUUCUAGAUGUUUUUUUCUCAGUCUCGACAUAUCUUUUUCCUGCCAUUCGUGAAUAGUUCUCUCACACAGUUCUAACAUCCUAAAUUCUUACACUUGAAAUAGAAAGCUCAGCUAAUACGAGUCAAUUUACAGGUAUUGGAACGUAUAGAACAAGUUUUUUUUUCUCCUUUAGUUAAGUAGACU
Molecule: messenger RNA, 3544 nt
Organism: Trachymyrmex cornetzi
Lineage: Eukaryota; Metazoa; Arthropoda; Insecta; Hymenoptera; Formicidae
Gene: SelR
Product: methionine sulfoxide reductase SelR
Exons: 3
Coding region: 261-704 (147 amino acids)
Biological process (GO): protein repair; response to oxidative stress
Cellular component (GO): cytoplasm
Molecular function (GO): peptide-methionine (R)-S-oxide reductase activity
Source: RefSeq, a predicted model, not a curated record